Molecule: messenger RNA, 1325 nt
Organism: Zea mays
Lineage: Eukaryota; Viridiplantae; Streptophyta; Magnoliopsida; Poales; Poaceae
Source: RefSeq, marked validated
GAUUCUUUCAGCCGCGGUACUCCUCUGCUCCAGCGCACCAUGCCCAGAGCCUGCCUGUUGCUCGCGUCUCCGGCCAUCUCCAGCCGUCCGGCCGAGCUCUCCCUACUAUUUCCCUGGCGCGUCUUGCUCCAGCUUGGUUUUUCUUCUCCCCUGUACGCGCUCAGCAGCCGGCGUUUCUCCCUACGCGUGCCGCAUCCAUGGCUUGGUCCUAGUUCGGUGCCCAAGCUCCCCUGCAGCCGCGCCCCUACGCUCGUCGCUGAAACUCCCAUGGCGCCCGGAUUUAUGUUCGCCCGGCUCUGCUCCUUCCCCGGCUACAGACGCCAGUUCCCAUGGUGGCUUCCCUUGUGUCGCGCCUUGUUCCCUGCGCACGUGCCGUGCCGAGCUCGCUCCUUCCCAUGGUGGCUGAGCUCUUUGGCUCGGUCCUGCUUGUCCCAAAGCGACGUGAAUUUUCCUGUGCGCGCGUGUCUCCUUACGCACGCGUCGCCGUCGAAUUCCCUGGUGUUUGCGCGUCAUGAGGUUCCUCCAGCGCCCUUGCCCUCUCGCCCGUGGCGUCAGCUACUCGACCAACUCUAUCCCUGGCUGUGCUCGUGCCUGACUCCUGCGUCGCGCGCGAGUUCGACGCUCAUCUCCCUAUUUAUCCAUGGCGCGCGCCUGACUCUCGGUUAUCGGUGCCCUGUCAGGCCGUCCUGGAUUUCGCGAGCUCCUUCCAGUUGCCGUCGCUCGCCGUCGUCUCUUCGUGCUGGUCGACUAGUUUGCCGUGGUCGUGCGUAGUCCCCUGCUCGACCUCGUCGUCGAACUUCGCCUUGCCGGUCGUCGUUCUUCGCUCAGCAAGGUUUCGUUCUAAGCUGCGCCGCCCUUCAAGUUCGCGAUCUUGGCGGACUCGCACCUCUGUGUCGUGUCUGCUCGCCCAUGCUCGUCGACCUCGACGAUCUAUCUUUCAACUGCGCGCUACUUGUGUUUGAGCUCUGAAGCCCCCUAUCGAGCUCUUUCCCUGGAAGUCGCCUUCGAGCACAACCCCUACCAAGUGUUCGCUGGGAGGUCUAAACCAAUACUCAUCAUCGAUCUGCGAUUAUCAAAUCAUUUUGGUCACAGUAAGCUGAUAAUUUAUUCAGAAUAGUUCGAUCAUUGAAUAAAUUAAUGUGUUAGUGCGAGGUUCAUUAGCGUGCUCGAUAAAUUGUGUAAAUCACGAAACUCUCGUCGACUUCGCAAUUCUUGCGAUUACCGAGCCAAAUUCAGUAUGGCGAGUUAUUUCGCUAUUUCCGGUUAAUUAGCUGAAUUAAUGUACCGAGUAGAAUAUUAGUAGGCAUGUGUGAUAAAGAAAUGUU